Messenger RNA from Alosa sapidissima (American shad), 2630 nucleotides. RefSeq names its product olfactomedin 1b (gene olfm1b). The record is from RefSeq and is a predicted model, not a curated record. Gene Ontology annotation, biological process: signal transduction. NCBI's taxonomy places the organism in Eukaryota, Metazoa, Chordata, Actinopteri, Clupeiformes, Clupeidae. The coding region runs from base 785 to 2242 and encodes 485 amino acids. The transcript is spliced from 6 exons.
UCCAUCAUUAAAUUAACAUCAAGUGAGUUAUUCCUGGAGACCAACAGACCGCUAGCCGCGGGGAGCACAGGAAAAAUGUCACCUGCGAAGGUAUAAUUAAGAGCUCGAGCCUCUGACCACGCCAAGUGCUCGACCUUCGCCGAACGGCGCGUCUGCCGUUCUCCCGGGAGCACGCAGGGGGGCAAACGCCCUGUUUGGAGUAUUUGUUAGGGCAGUGAGGCAAACUGGCGCGCGUGAGAGGGGGGGGGUCCGACAGUGUGAUGCGCAGAUAGGGGCGGUAGUCUCCCAUGCAGACAUAACCUGACAUCACAUCGCGCGCACACCCGCUUAUAUAGACCCUGCGUGACGCUACCCUCUCACUUAUCUAUCGUAAGCUCGAGCUGUCCGUGUGCACUCUUUGCCAUCUAGUUACGGAGUGCGUGCCGCACAAGAGCAGUGACUGAGGGCGUCAACGGAAGAAAAAUUAAGAGCAGAAAGGGGUUUGAGGGUCACUCGUUUGUCGAAGAACCUUGGAAACUGAAGACUUGCUGUCAUUGUUGCCGCUCAUCUUACCUUGACUUUUUUUUUAUCGCCUUUGAUAUUCGCCUCGAUCAAUCGGGAACCCCUCUAAACCCCUCUAUCUGCCGGACAGAAAUGCGAGAGGAGAGCGUACAAGAGCCGGAGAGAGUGCAGGAGAUAAUGCAUCAGGCUGCUCCAGACACCGGAGCUUAUCCCCCCUUCCCCUUGCUAGAUUGUGUGGAAUGAAGGUUUCAAGUUGGUAAAGCAUAGCGCAGAAUUAGAGAUCAUGUCGGUGCCUUUGCUGAAGAUCGGAGUGGUGCUCAGCACUAUGGCAAUGAUCACCAACUGGAUGUCCCAGACGCUGCCCUCACUAGUGGGGCUCAAUACCACCAAGCUCACCGCUGCGCAGGGAGGCUACCCGGACAGGAGUACUGGAGUGUUGCCAGCAAACCCGGAGGAGUCCUGGCAGGUAUACAGCUCGGCUCAGGACAGUGAGGGCAGGUGUGUGUGUACGGUGGUGGCUCCUCAGCAGACCAUGUGCUCCCGAGACGCUCGCACCAAGCAGCUUCGCCAGCUCCUGGAGAAGGUCCAGAACAUGACGCAGUCCAUCCAGGUCCUGGACCAGCGGACGCAGAGGGACCUGCAGUAUGUGGUGAAGAUGGAGGACCAGCUCCGAGGCCUAGAGACCAAGUUCAGACAAGUGGAGGAGAACCACAAGCAGAACAUCGCCAAGCAAUACAAGGCCAUAAAGGCGAAAAUGGCGGAGCUUAGGCCUCUGAUACCGGUGUUGGAGGAGUACAAGGCGGAUGCCAAAUUGGUUUUGCAGUUUAAGGAGGAGGUGCAGAACCUGACGGCAGUUCUGAACGAGCUGCAGCAGGAGCUGGGUGCCUAUGACUACGACGAGCUGCACACCCGAGUCAAUAACCUAGAGGAGAGGCUGCGAGCCUGCAUGCAGAAAUUAGCGUGUGGUAAGCUGACGGGUAUUAGCGAUCCCAUCACCAUUAAGACCUCCGGCUCUCGUUUCGGCUCCUGGAUGACCGACCCACUGGCUCCUGAGGGAGACACCAGAGUGUGGUACAUGGACGGCUACCACAACAACCGCUUUGUGCGUGAGUAUCGCUCCAUGGCGGACUUCAUGAUGACGGACAACUUCACGUCGCACCGGCUGCCCCAUCCGUGGUCAGGCACGGGCCAGGUGGUCUACAACGGCUCCAUCUACUUCAACAAGUUCCAGAGCCACGUCAUCAUCAAGUUUGACUUCCGCACGUCCAGCAUUAGCAAGUCGCAGCGGCUGGACAACGCCGGCUUCAGCAACUCCUACCACUACGCUUGGGGCGGCCACUCCGACAUCGACCUGAUGGUGGACGAGGGCGGCCUGUGGGCCGUCUACGCCACCAACCAAAACGCCGGCAACAUCGUCAUCAGCAAGCUCAACCCCAUGACGCUGCAGAUCAUGCGCACGUGGAGCACCAACCACCCCAAGCGCAGCGCCGGCGAAGCCUUCAUGAUCUGUGGCACGCUCUAUGUCACCAACGGCUACUCGGGUGGCACCAAGGUCUACUACGCCUUCCACACCAACUCGUCCACCUACGAGUACAUCGACAUCGCCUUCCAGAACAAGUACUCGCAUAUCUCCAUGUUGGACUAUAACCCACGCGACCGCGCCCUCUACGCCUGGAACAAUGGGCACCAGGUGCUCUACAACGUCACGCUCUUCCACGUCAUUCGCUCCGAGGAGCUGUAACCGUGGUAAUCGGGGAUGAGCAGACACACAGUCGACAGACUUUACUGGAGGAGCGACUACACUCCUCUGGAGGGGAGGAAUGAGUACUUGGAGAAAAGUUGUGGAAUGUCAUGAACAGACUCUGAAGGAGUAUCGGGUAAUAUGUGUGUGUGUAUGUCAACGCGUGUGUGUGUGUGUGUGUGUGUGUGUGUGUGUGUGUGUGUGUGUGUGUGUGUGUGGCAUUCAGCAUUCGUGGGACGCAUGAUACAUAACUGUGGAUUAUCGUGGUAUUGACACCGUUUUCGCUGAUGACACGGGACAAAGUGAUAAAUAGACGGUUUUGCAAACCAAAAAAAAAAGAUAGAACAUUAUAUCAUGUAUGUAAAGAGAACUAUGAAACAUCAUUUGA